AUGGUUUGGCAACACGGCGAUCACCAUGAUAUUCCAAGUCAAUAUCGCGUCCACAAGCCGGGCGCCUGGCUUCCAGCGGAUCAUCGUGUUCACAGGGAAUAUCUUCGCCGCGUAACUCAUCACGUCGACAAGCACCCUGACGAAAAAUUAACCCCGGCUCUGCAAGAGUUUAAAGAACUUAUUGAAGGCAACAGCCGAAUCUAUAUGUACUUUAUCCAGAUGUUUGAAGAGAUUCCGAACAAACGGCCGUACUGGAAGGAUCCCACAGGCACAAAGCAAAUUCGUGACUACCAGCAUAUGCUACAGGUGCUUAAUCACGUUGUCUCAAGGGCGCCGGAGUGGACAGAUGCAGCCGAAAGUGCCGGCGUGGUAGGAGUACCCUUUUGCGCGAUCCUUGAUUAUCCCAUGGGUACACCAAGUGGCUAUGCUGCAUUCUUGGACCCGGACGUGAAUAAGGCACUCAAAAAGGUUUUGAAUGAAUGGGGCAAGUUUCUAGAGACGCCAAAAUCAGCAGAGGCCUUGGGUGACCACAAGCAAGGCUGGUUUGGCGAAACUGGCCUAAACGAUGUUAUGCAAGUUGCGAAUGCUCCUUUGAAGUCAUCCAUGAAAUUUGAAGAAAUGUUUGUAUGCGAGCCAUCAGCAAAGUACUACGGCUACAAAUCUUGGGAUGACUUCUUUACACGCAAAGUACACGAUGAUGCAAGGCCUGUGGCAUCCCCAGAUGAUGACAACGUCAUUGCGAAUGCAUGCGAAUCCAAGGUGUUCAACGUUCAACGGAACGCGCAACUGCGAGACAGGUUUUUUGCCAAGGGCCAGCCUUACUCAGUGCUUGAUAUGCUAGCCCACGAUCCACUGGCUGAACAAUUCGCGGGAGCAACGGUUUAUCAAGCUUUUCUGUCUGCCCUUUCUUACCACCGCUGGCAUUCUCCCGUUUCGGGAACGAUUAAGCGCGCGUUUGUCCAGGACGGCACAUACUUCAGCGAACCUCUGUUUGAGGGUGUUGCAGAUCCUAACAAUCAUGGGGAAAUCGAUACGAAAGGCAUUACAGUUGGUCAGGGCUACCUCUCCGCGAUGGCAACCAGAGGCAUCAUUUUCAUUGAAGCAGAUAAUCCUGCAAUUGGCUUGAUGGCAUUUAUCGCUAUUGGCAUGGAUGAAGUCAGCUCGGUCGAUAUUACGGUGAAGGAGGGGCAACAUGUGAAGAAAGGCGACCAGACCGGCAUGUUCCACUUUGGUGGUUCGACGCACUGCUUGCUAUUCCGCAAGGGGGUUAAGGUAUCUGAUUUCCCCGAGGUCGGAAGGAACGAAAACGUUCCAGUGCGUAGCAAAGUCGCUGUCGUUAAACCCUAG
Trichoderma gamsii is the source of this 1347-nucleotide messenger RNA. Its product is annotated as phosphatidylserine decarboxylase. Lineage: Eukaryota; Fungi; Ascomycota; Sordariomycetes; Hypocreales; Hypocreaceae. Gene Ontology annotation, biological process: phosphatidylethanolamine biosynthetic process. Gene Ontology annotation, cellular component: mitochondrion. Gene Ontology annotation, molecular function: phosphatidylserine decarboxylase activity. The record is from RefSeq and is a predicted model, not a curated record. The coding region runs from base 1 to 1347 and encodes 448 amino acids. The transcript has 5 exons.